AUGUUGGCUGCCGUGGAACAUGGUCCCAUCCUCUGCAGCGACUCCAACAUCCUCUGCCUGUCGUGGAAAGGCCGGGUCCCCAAGAGCGAGAAGGACAAGCCGGUGUGCCGCCGACGGUACUAUGAGGAGGGUUGGCUCGCCACGGGGAACGGGAGAGGAGUCGUUGGGGUGACGUUCACAUCGAGUCACUGCAGGAGGGACAGGAGUACGCCUCAGAGAAUCAAUUUUAACUUGCGGGGACACAACAGCGAGGUUGUGUUGGUGCGUUGGAAUGAGCCCUUCCAGAAGCUGGCCACCUGCGAUAUGGAGGGAGGCAUUUUUGUGUGGAUCCAGUAUGAAGGAAGAUGGUCUGUGGAGCUAGUGAACGACAGAGGAGCCCAGGUGAGCGAUUUCACUUGGUCACAUGAUGGCACUCAAGCCCUCAUCGCGUACAGGGACGGCUUCGUGUUGGUCGGCUCGGUCAGCGGGCAAAGACACUGGUCCUCUGAGAUUAACCUGGAGAGUCAAAUCACCUGCGGCAUCUGGACACCUGAUGAUCAGCAGGUCUUGUUUGGCACGGCAGAUGGUCAGGUGAUCGUGAUGGACUGUCACGGACGGAUGCUCGCCCAUGUGCUGCUGCACGAGUCUGAUGGGAUCGUGAGCAUGUCCUGGAACUGCCCCGAUUUCCUGGUCGAGGACAGCACAGAGAGCGACACCGACUCCGAUGACAAUAUUCUGCCUUUAGGUACAAUCCCAGUUCUGCGGAGAGUCAAACCUUUGCUGACCGUCACCUUCUUAUCGGGAGAUAUCAGUUUGAUGAACAACUACGAUGACCUCUCUCCUGCCAUAAUUCGCUCAGGGCUGAAAGAUGUUGAGGCCCAGUGGUGCUCCCAGGGAGACCUCCUGGCAGUGGCCGGUAUGGAGAGACAUGGACUUCCUGCUGAGUCUGCCUGUGCAUCCAUCAUGAGGAACGCCCUCGUUAAGUUCUACAACGUCCAAGGAGAGCACAUCUAUACUUUGGAAACUCCGGCACAGAGGCCCAUCACCACCAUCUGUUGGGGUCACAGAGACUCUCGCCUCUUCCUCGCUUGUGGACCGGCGCUCUACGUGGUCCGUGUGGAGCACAGGGUGGCCAGCCUCCAACUCUUAUGCCAGCAGGGCAUCGCCAGCGCCCUGCGAGAGGAGAAAGACGUGGGGAAGCUGAACAUGCCCUCGCUGCUCUGCUCUUAUGUCACCACCGCUUUCAUACCCACCAUCAAGCCCCCAAUUCCUGACCCAAACAACAUCCGUGACUUUGUCAGCUAUCCCACAGCUGGCAACGAGAGGCUCCACUGCACCAUGAAGCGAGCAGAGGACAGUCCAGAGGCCGGCGGUCCCUGCUACACUCUCUACCUGGAGUAUUUAGGAGGGCUGGUGCCUAUUCUCAAAGGAAGGCGCAUCAGUAAACUCCGGCCCGAGUUUGUCAUAAUGGAUCCAAAAAAUGAUGGCAAGGCAGAGGAGGUGUGUGUGAAUCCCAUGAUCUCGUACACUGACAGCUGUAACUGCUCUGACUCCAGUGACAUUGAGCUGAGCGAUGAGUGGGUUGGAAAAAAGUCACCGAAGUUAUCCCGAGGAAACAGGUCACCGAAAUCUCAAAGGUUGAACAUGGAAUCGAGAAAAUCUCCCAAACUUUCUCGUGCCAAUCAGGAAGGUCAGCGGUCGCCACGGUUACCAACAAAGAAGCCUCCAGUUCGGUCGCCCAGUCUGACACGCCGAGAGUUUUCUAUGGACGGAAUCACAGAGCACAAUUAUCUUGCACAAGUCACGUCUAAUAUUUGGGGGACAAAGUUCAAAAUUGUUGGACUUGCUUCUUUCCUUCCUGCUAAUCUUGGUGCAGUCAUUUAUAAGACCAGUUUGCUUCAUCUGCAACCGAGACAGAUGACCAUCUACCUACCAGAGGUGCGAAAGAUUUCGCAUGACUUUAUGAGCCUGCCAGUGUUCAACCCCAAUGUGUUCAGUGAGGAUGAAGAUGAUUUACCAGUAAUGGGGCCGUCUGGAGUGGCAGGAGACAACCCUCCGUGUACCGUCAACAUUCCCAUUGCUCCCAUCCACAGCCCAGCUCAAGCCAUGUCCCCAACUCAGAGCAUCGGCCUGGUUCAGUCUCUUCUGGCCAAUCAGAAUAUUCAGCUGGAUGUCCUGACCAACCCAACGGCCACUGCAGCAGCUGCAGCUGCAGCAGCUGCAGCUUCUGUCCCUGUCACCGAUCAUGGCCAGGAUGCUGUUGCAACACCAUAUCCCGUGCCAACUAGAUACUCAAACCCUGGUCAGGUGAUCUUCAAUGGGUUGGAAAUGGGUCCACUACUCCCUGGUACUCUACCUCCCCCGCCUCCACCUCACCAUCUCCCACCGCAGCCUCACCCGCAGAGGUCACAUUCGCAGGGGGACCAUGUACAUACCCUGAAGCCAAGUCUGCCCCGGACUUUGCCCCCCUCCUUCAAUGACACAGACGGGCCUGUGGAGAUUCAGAUGAGGAAGGUGAACCCUCCUCCUCCCUACCCAGGGACUGUGGUUUCUGCAGCAGCAGCUGCAGCAGCUACAGCCUCUGCCACUCCUCAAACUCUUGUCACAAACUGUGACAGCCCAAGUGUCCUGGCGCCAGACCCUUGCCUGAAGAAGGACGAGUUUUUGCUUCAUCCUGUCACCCUGCAGUACCCAACUCCUCUGGGAUAUGAAAGGAUCACGACCUUUGACAGCAGUGGCAACGUGGAGGAGGUCUGUCGGCCACGCAGGCGCCUCAUUCGUAACCAAAAUGCCUACGCUGUCCAUGGCAUUGGGGGCUCAGCCACGCUUAAAGUCACUUCCUCAGAGAAUAAAAAAAUUCAGCUUCCGUACAGUUCUGCAACAUUAAGUCGCCUCUCUGUCCCUCGAUAUUCUAUACCAAGUGGAGACCCUCCUCCUUACCCUGAUCCAGCCAAUCAAGUCACUGCUACACUUCCUCCUCCCCAGAGGAUCGAUAGCAGUCUGAUUCAUGCCACUCUGCGUCGUGACCGCAGGGAUGUGGGGCUCAAAGUACCACAGAUGAUGGAAAGCUCAAGGACCCUUCCCUCCAAGGCUAAAAUGAACAGUGCAUUAGCACUUUCCUACCAGCAGAGGGUGCCAACUGCUUUGUACACUUGCACACAGUGCAGCAGUAACAGCAGCAGCACCAGUGUGAGUGUCAGCGGUGGUGGAACUACAAGCAGCGGUAUUGCAGGAGGCACGGUGGUGAGGCAGGACUUCCCACCAGGGAAAGGUGCACAUCACAGUACCAUUAUAGUGCACUCCAAAAGUGCCUCGCCUCUGGCCUCUCAGUCAUCAUACAGUCUGCUGGGUGCUGUUGAUAACAGCCGGGACAGGACAGUGUACGUGAACUCUGCCUUCACCGAAGACGAAACUUUAAAUCAGCAGUGUCACCUUGAAAAAUCUGUACGUCAGCUGACUCUUGGCGACGUCAGUUUGACAGUCAAACGCCCUCCGCCUUACCAGUGGGACGCCUCCACCACAGAGGAGUUCUGGCUCACCCCAGAACAAACUAUGCUAGGCCCCCCACCGGGACCUCAUAAACCGCCUCCACUCAUCAUCAGUCAGGCUCAGCACUUGGACGUGACCCGACUUCCUUUUGUCCUUACGACUAAACCUCCAACCAGUCCGAGCACAAGCACUCUCACUUUCCCGUCAGGUUACCAGAUAUCCUUGUCGCCUUUCCCUCCAGGUGUCGGUCACAGUGGACCCCCUCUCCAAACCUUGCAGAACCCUCCUCCACAGUGUUCCCCAAAUGAAGUGGUUGCUCCAGUCCCCUUUGCCCAACAGGACCCCAACCUGGUCUUGCCACCUGGCUACCCUCCAAAUCUGGCCAACUUAGCCUGCUGCCCUCUGCCUCCACUGUACCCAGGAGCCAGCUCAUGUGCCGGACUCCAGCUGCACCCUGUCAGCCUCCACCCCUGGAACCCUUACCCCUGCCCACCGCCCAUGCAAGACCCUCCUGCACCUCCUCUCCCCACCAAAACUCACCAGAUCCUAGAGAAGCCAAUCCUCUCCCCACCUCCGCCUACUGCGCCGCCUCCGCCACCUCCUCUCCCCCCUCCUCCCCCACCGACUGAGUUGCCACCAUCCAAAAGUGCCGCAGAAGACCUAGCCGAGUCUGCCAACAACUUCCCGGAGCCGUCAUCCCUGAACGAAAGCCCCGUCCCACAGGAAUCCGAGCGUUUCAACAAGAAGAGCCGCAAAAGACUGGACAGCAGGGCCGAGGAGGCCAACAUGCCCAACGUCUCCGAGGGCAAAUCCAGAAAGGAAGGCCGGGCGCUCUCCGACUUCAACACUCUCAUUUCCAGCCCAAGGCUCGGUAGCAGAGAGAAGAAGAAGCCAAAGGGGCAGAGAGAGCAGCUCAACAAAACAAAGAAAAUGAGCAGGACCACAAACGAGUUCCAGGACAGUUCAGAGAGCGAACCAGAGCUGUUCAUUAGCGGCGAUGAGCUCAUGAACCAGAACCAGAGCAGUAAGAAGAGCUGGAAGAACAAGAGGAGCAUGCGCAUGGCGAGCGAGCUGGAGGAGAUCAAAUGCCGCAAAGCAAAUGAAAGAGAGGACCGGAGUUUAGGCAGCCAAGGAUUCGUCUAUGUUAUGGCCAAUAAACAGCCAUUGUGGAAUGAAGCCACCCAGGUGUACCAGCUCGACUUUGGAGGUCGAGUCACGCAGGAGUCAGCAAAGAAUUUUCAGAUAGAACUGGAUGGUAGACAGGUGAUGCAGUUCGGAAGAAUAGACGGGAAUGCUUACAUCUUGGAUUUCCAGUAUCCUUUCUCAGCAGUGCAGGCAUUUGCUGUCGCCUUGGCCAACGUGACUCAAAGGCUCAAGUGAAAGCUGUCGUUGUAGAGUCAUUCAAAAAAAAAAAAAAAGCCACAACGGUCUCACGCUGCAGCUCGUGGGACUCUCGCUGAGUAAAUGUUCUUUCUUUUUAAAGAGGAGAUUAAUGUACAAGUUAGUGUUGCACAUGCAGAUAAUUUACAAUCAGUACUUUAAAGGCAAAGUGGAGGGCAUUGAUCCUGGAGGUUAGAUCAGUUAGUCCAUAAUUUCCAUUUGAUAUAUUGAAUGUAGUCGAGCUGAUUUUAUUAUUAGAAUAGUAUUUAUUGGAAAUCUCAACAAACAUGUGUUGCAGUGAAUUUUAAAAGCAGCCUGGAGGUUCAGUGCCAUAUGUAGUGCCAAAGACAUCUUCCCACUCUUGUAUUGCAAAUUGAUAACUACUUACAUUUGUGGCGUUUAUGAAAUGAAAUUAAACCGAGCGAAUAUGUGAAGGUACAGUGGCAUUCAAAAUUGACAGUAUAUUUUCACUAAGCCAUACCAUAUCUGACACAAACGCUGCACUAUUUUAAUUCA
Molecule: messenger RNA, 5364 nt
Organism: Stegastes partitus (bicolor damselfish)
Lineage: Eukaryota; Metazoa; Chordata; Actinopteri; Pomacentridae
Gene: tulp4b
Product: TUB like protein 4b
Exons: 15
Coding region: 1-4848 (1615 amino acids)
Molecular function (GO): protein binding
Source: RefSeq, a predicted model, not a curated record